AUGGCAAGACGGCAACCUCUUUAUAUUUACCUCAACAGGGGCGUGCCCCAUUCUGUUGACGAUGCUCUCGCUUUGAAUGAGGUUCGACUGUUUGAACAAUGCAACAUUGCUGGCAGCGCUCUGCCCUGUGGCCUUGAGGUUAUCAUGCCGCCACAAGCGAAGCCUAUCAAGUCUCGAAAAGUACGUCCCGCGAGAGCGGCUGCGGAGACAUCAACUCGGAAGUCGAUGACAUCAAAGGUGCCUUGUAAAUGUGGCCGUUACAUCUCCCUUUUCAGCCCUCAAAGCCAGAGGAGCUUGUCAGACCGGCUCAUGGCUUUACAACAAGCCCCGGGAGGUGAUCCAUAA
Molecule: messenger RNA, 345 nt
Organism: Ilex paraguariensis (yerba mate)
Lineage: Eukaryota; Viridiplantae; Streptophyta; Magnoliopsida; Aquifoliales; Aquifoliaceae
Source: the annotation of a GenBank genome assembly